AUGCCACCACCGCGUAAAAGAGGAAGAGGCUCUUUUAGGGGUUCUUCUAGAGGUGCUCAUAGAGGAAGGGGCCAUGCUCGUGGAGGGAGAAAUAGCUUCCAGACGUCUCGAGUCGAUGAGAAGAGAGAAAUAGAAUCAUCCGACGACGAAGAGCAAUUCAACGGAUUUGAAGAUGAGGUUUCUGGUGGCGAAGAGCCGAUGCAAGAUGUAGAAAUAGCCAGCGAACCAUCUUCAGAGGAUGAAGAACCUGCGACGGAACGUUCCUAUAAUUCUUUACUUCAGUUACUCAACGCCAAAUCGGAGCCCAGUCAUGCGCGCAAGCGACGGAAGCUCGACCAUCUCGAAAGCAAACAGGACAAACCUAAUCGCGAAGUGGAGAUACAGGAAACAACCAAAGAGCCUGAGGAGCAAGAUGUUCUUGAAAACCAGGAGGCUUCGGAAGAAGAAGAUAAUGUCGAAGUAGACAGGGCUGGCGAGUCGGAUGAUGAAGAUGAGGAAGAUGCAUCGGAUCCGUUUGAAACGCACAUUUCCAGUCCAGAUGAAACCGAGAUAUCGAAGCGAGUAAAGGAGAUAACUGCAGGAAAAUGGCGAUCAAUCAAAUCAUCGCUUCUGGAGACCUUCAGAUUAAUUUAUAACAUUCCAGAUGAAGAGGGCGGCAGCUGGAGUAUUCCUUCUGCCGUAAAAAACACUCGGAGUCUGAAGCUCAAGAAGAGGUUGAUUCCAACGGCCGCAGAGCGCAUACCAAGCUUCCCAGGAAUAUCUCAAAAUAUCGCUUCUCUGGUUUUCAAUUACAGUGACGUUCUCUUCGGUGACAGAAAGGCAUCAAAUGCAGCACAGCUACGAGACCUUUUAAGCCUGCACGCUCUGAACCAUGUACUCAAAACUCGCGACCGAGUCAUCAAGAAUAACGCCCGCCUCUCUCGAGACAUCAACCCAGAUAUAGAACUGCGUGAUCAGGGCUUCACAAGACCAAAGGUCUUGAUCAUCCUUCCGACAAGACAAGCAUGCGUCCGAUUCAUAGACUCUAUCAGCAGACUUUAUCAGCCAGAGCAGCAGGAGAACAGAAAGAGGUUUAUGGAUGAAUACAAUGCCAAAGACAAUGAAUCAUGGGAAAGCAAGCCUGACGAUUUCCGAGACCUUUUCGGCGGAAAUGACGAUGAUAUGUUUCGGAUUGGGUUGAAAUUCACAAGGAAGACGAUCAAGUAUUAUUCGCAAUUCUACAAUUCAGACAUCAUUCUGGCAAGUACUUUAGGUUUGCGAACGAUCAUGGAUAAAGAAGACGAGAAGAAACGGGACCAUGAUUUCCUCUCGUCAAUCGAAAUCGCCAUCGUCGAUCAUGCGGAUGGUCUACUUAUGCAGAACUGGGAACACGUUGAAUACAUCUUUGAGCAUCUCAACCUACAACCAAAGGAGGCUCACGGAUGUGACUUUAGUCGUGUCCGGACAUGGUAUCUAGAUGAUCGCGCACGAUAUAUCCGACAAACCAUUGUAACAACGUCAUUCCUCACUCCCGAAAUGAACUCUCUAUUUUCGCAACACAUGCAAAACGUCGCCGGAAAAGCCAAGAUACUUCCACAAUACAACGGAGCAAUCACCGAAGUAGCUCUUCCUAUCACAGUGAAGCAAACAUUCUCUCGCUUCGAUUCCACCUUUGCUCUCAAAGAACCCGACUUGCGCUUCAAAUAUUUUACUACCGCUAUUUUGCCAGCUCUUGCGAGAUCAGUGACCGGCAAGGGAGAAGGUAAUGGAGCGGGAACAUUGAUUUUUAUACCAUCGUACCUCGACUUUGUGCGAGUGCGCAAUUUCUUCUCUACGUCUUCGCGAGCAACGAACAUAUCUUUUGGCGCUAUUUCCGAAUACACGGAACAAAGCGAGAUGAGCCGAUCACGCAGUCAUUUCAUGAGCGGAAGACUUUCAGUACUGCUGUAUACAGAGCGAGCGCAUCAUUUCCGACGGUACAAUAUCCGGGGUGUUAAACAUGUCAUCUUCUACGGUCUUCCUGAGAAUCCGAUUUUCUUCAGGGAGGUUGUCCAGUAUCUGGGUCUGGAUCCUGGCGCUCUCGCUGGCAGUGCUGGUGCGGAGACUCUUGAUGUGCGAGCGGUGUUUUCCAAGUAUGAUGCAUUCAAGCUGGAGCGCAUCGUGGGCACUCAGCGGGCAGCGAACAUGCUCAAGGAGAAGGGAGGCGAUACUUUUCGAUUUGUAUAG
Molecule: messenger RNA, 2205 nt
Organism: Talaromyces marneffei
Lineage: Eukaryota; Fungi; Ascomycota; Eurotiomycetes; Eurotiales; Trichocomaceae
Exons: 5
Coding region: 1-2205 (734 amino acids)
Biological process (GO): maturation of SSU-rRNA from tricistronic rRNA transcript (SSU-rRNA, 5.8S rRNA, LSU-rRNA)
Cellular component (GO): nucleolus; small-subunit processome
Molecular function (GO): rRNA binding; U3 snoRNA binding
Source: RefSeq, a predicted model, not a curated record